Dissoconium aciculare CBS 342.82 is the source of this 1248-nucleotide messenger RNA. RefSeq lists its product as uncharacterized. NCBI's taxonomy places the organism in Eukaryota, Fungi, Ascomycota, Dothideomycetes, Mycosphaerellales, Dissoconiaceae. The record is from RefSeq and is a predicted model, not a curated record. The transcript has a single exon. Bases 97 to 1110 code for a protein of 337 amino acids.
CUCAAUCCCUCGACCUUCCUCAACCAAAAUCAAACCUCUUCAUACUUCAUUCCUGGUCAAUCACUUUCAAGCGUUAUCCUUCCAUUCAAAAUCAACAUGUCGCCAAGUUCGCCAUCAGCCGCUAUAGUCAAGUGUUGGAAGAAGAAGCUCCCACUGGUUCACGCAAAAAUCGACGAGAAAGAGAAAUGGUUCUUUGAUUUCCCUCCGGAAAUUCGCAACAUGGUGUACACUGCCAUUCUGAGCCCGAAUUCUAGCAAGCCACAAAGCGCACGUCUCAAGUUUGGGAGAUGGCCAGGCGGGGCGAGAAGAUCUGCUGUCUUCAUACCCAACCUUCUUACUGCCUCUCAGACAGUGCGUCGAGAAGCUUUGCCAAUAUACUACAAGACUCACAAAAUCGAUUUCUUUACUCACACCCUUCGUCUCAAAACCGCGUUCAGGCGUCUAGAAGAGAUCGUCCGGUAUCAUACCAGGAACAAUCUCGGCGACUGUCUCAAUGAACUUCAUGUGGAGAUCAUGAUCGCCCAGUUGUUCCGGAAUGACCUUCGUGACACCAUGGAAAUCUCACGAAUCUGCUGUAAACAUAAUAUUAAUGUCCAGCUACAUCAUCUUGGGCGGUACCGAGCUAUUACAGACCAACUCGCACCUAUCAUUGCAGCUCGCAUCGUCAGUCAUCAUGCAUUGACGAAACGCUGGCCUAGUUUGAAGUGCCGAGCUGGCGCCUGCUGGGUUCGUGACAAUAUACAGUAUCAUGAGCACACCGAACCCGAGAUGGCGGAGAAGCGGAGUUUAUCAUUCAUUAGAGCAUACGUCCCCUGGAACAAAAAAUUUGGAACACUUGAGAUCGACUUCAUCUACCGGCUCCAGCACGGUCUCGACCCCUUGCAAGCCGUACCACAGCGCAUGAAUUUGGUGGUCAAGUAUGAAGGACGCUUACUCCUUGUCAAGGAUCCUCUGUCGUUAGGACCACUCGAGGGCAAACAUGUCGAAAUCUGCGAUUAUGCAACUUGUGUGAAGCCAAGCUGCUGGCACCACGAUCUGACCAAGCAUCAGAAAUGGAUGACUGAUUUCCUCGCGAGCACUCCUAACUCUUCGAGCAUUUUGAAAGCUUGAGUAUUGGAGAUCACAAUUUCACAUGGGUUUCACGAAGAAUUCCGCAUGUGCUCUCUAACAUAUGCCACUGGCAGAUCAAGCGUACUCAUGAUCUCUAUUUUCUCUUUCUAUUGCUUGUGACACAGCAUUGUCUUACUU